GUUUCAUUUUUGUUGUUGUUGUGUAUAGUUCAUGGUAUAGAGUAUGCAUUUGGAGCUCAUGAAUAUCCAAGCACUGGGAUUUUCGAAGGAGAACCAAAACAAUGUGAAGGCUUUACGUUUAGGAAAUCGGUUCUGAUUGGUAAAACGGAUCUUGGUCCUUUGGAAGUGAGAGCUACUAUGGAACAACUUGCUGACAAGUACAAGGGGAGUUCUUACAAUCUCAUCACCAAGAACUGCAACCAUUUCUGCGAAGAGACUUGUAUUAAGUUGACUGGGAAUCCAAUCCCUAGUUGGGUUAACCGCCUUGCAAGAAUCGGUAAAAUCUCUGGGUUCAUGUGCAACUGUGUGCUUCCUGCGACCAUAAACGCGACCAGGCUUGGAAACAACAGAAUCAAUCAAGACAAAUCAUGUGAAGCAGAAACUGAGAAGAAGAAACUGACGAGUGCAUCAAGCAGAGAAGAGGGGUCUACGAUCGCUACUCCUUCGUCGUCGUCUUCGUCUCCUUCAGUUCAAGUCCGCGGUCGAAGCAGGAAAAGGCGUCCUCGUGCUCUGCAACCUUCAUCGCCAUUGAUUCUCGGAUCUUCCUCCGUUUGACUUAUAAAUAAAAGAAUAUGGCCUUUGUUGUGUUAUUAUUAAAAGAAUCCAUUUUUGAUCUCUCAACUAGAGAGAGAGACCACUCUGUUUUAUUCCUUUUUUAUUUCGAGUGUGCGCUUUGUAAUCUUGUUAAUAUGCAAAUCUUGUUUACAUUUUCGUUUCAGUUUUUGGAUAUUA
Camelina sativa (false flax) is the source of this 771-nucleotide messenger RNA. NCBI's taxonomy places the organism in Eukaryota, Viridiplantae, Streptophyta, Magnoliopsida, Brassicales, Brassicaceae. The record is from RefSeq and is a predicted model, not a curated record.